AUGAAUAGGUUCGACUCGAUCUGUGACAUCAAUACAACUAUAUCAACAAAAAUGAAUUGGCAAAAUGAUGAUUUUGAACUAUUUAUAAGACGUAUCUUAAUAGCUCUGAAUUAUGUUAAAUUCUGGGAUAAAAAUUCGUUUACUAUGUCUAUAAAAAAAAUCUUGAAUAUAUUUUUCAAUAUAAGUAUAGUAACAUUAAGUUUUUUUCUCAUUCUUUCAAUAGCUGUUGAUAUUAAAAACAGUCAUGAUUUAUCAAGUUUUGCAAAAUUAGAUCCACUUUGUUUUCACUUGAUUGGAUUUUCCAAGUGGAUUACUGGAAUGUUAAAGAUAGAUGAUAUUGAAGAUUUAGUUUUGAGAAUGAAACGUUGUCAUAAACUUUGUUUAAAUUACAAUGAGAAUGAUACUGAUAAUCAUCAGUAUAUUACAAAAAAACUAAGAAACUGCAUCGUACAUCAUCAAGAAAUCUUGGAAUUCAUCGCAAAACUAAAAAUUGUUUUUAGUUAUCCGAUGUUUAUUGUUUGUUUAGAUAGCACGAUUGCAUUGUGCUUAGUAUCUUUCGAAGCAUCGUCAAUUGAAAUUAAUUCAAGUAUUGAAAGCAUCACUAAACUAAUAAAUAUGGUACAAUACUGGUUAGGUAUUGUCACUGAAUUGUUUAUUUAUUGCUUUCUUGCCACUAAAAUUGAAGAUUUGGGUUUGAAGACAGCUGAUGCUAUUUAUGUAUGUAAUUGGGAACAAUCUAUGGUGAAUUAUCAUGACGAAUUUAUCGGAGAUUACAGGCAAAUAAUAUUAGAAAUAAAUCAUACGAUUACCUUCAGUAUAAUGUGUGCUCAAAAGCCUAUUAUUAUCAACGGUGGACUAUUUUAUGUGUUAUCUUUGCAAACUUUUAAAGCUCUUGUAGGACUCUCGGUUUCUAACGCUAUUGUACUGCGUCAACUUUCAGAAGAAACUUGA
Molecule: messenger RNA, 951 nt
Organism: Microplitis demolitor
Lineage: Eukaryota; Metazoa; Arthropoda; Insecta; Hymenoptera; Braconidae
Product: odorant receptor 13a-like
Exons: 8
Coding region: 1-951 (316 amino acids)
Biological process (GO): detection of chemical stimulus involved in sensory perception of smell; sensory perception of smell
Cellular component (GO): plasma membrane
Molecular function (GO): olfactory receptor activity; odorant binding
Source: RefSeq, a predicted model, not a curated record